AUGUCUGCUCCUGCCCAGAAGUUCAAGGUCGCCGACAUCUCCCUGGCCGCCUUCGGCCGCCGGGAGAUCGAGCUGGCCGAGAACGAGAUGCCCGGCCUGAUGGCCACCCGCAAGAAGUAUGCUGAGGACCAGCCCCUGGCUGGCGCCCGCAUUGCCGGCUGCCUGCACAUGACCAUUCAGACUGCCGUCCUCAUCGAGACCCUGACUGCCCUCGGCGCCGAGGUCACCUGGACCUCAUGCAACAUCUUCUCCACCCAGGACCACGCCGCCGCCGCCAUCGCCGCCGCCGGUGUCCCCGUCUUCGCCUGGAAGGGCGAGACUGAGGACGAGUACAACUGGUGCCUCGAGCAGCAGCUCGGCGCCUUCAAGGACGGCAAGAAGCUCAACCUCAUCCUCGACGACGGCGGUGACCUGACCCACCUCGUCCACGACAAGUACCCCGACAUGCUUAAGGACUGCUACGGCGUCUCCGAGGAGACCACCACCGGUGUCCACCACCUCUACAAGAUGCUCAAGGACGGCCAGCUCCUCGUCCCCGCCAUCAACGUCAACGACUCGGUCACAAAGUCAAAGUUUGACAACCUCUACGGCUGCCGUGAGUCCCUCAUCGACGGCAUCAAGCGCGCCACCGACGUUAUGAUUGCCGGCAAGAUCGCCGUCGUCGCCGGCUUUGGCGACGUCGGCAAGGGCUGCGCCCAGGCCCUGCACGGCAUGGGUGCCCGUGUCAUCGUCACCGAGAUCGACCCCAUCAACGCCCUGCAGGCCGCCAUGGCCGGCUACCAGGUCGCCCCCAUGGACAAGGUCGCCAGCAUCGGCCAGAUCUUCGUCACCACCACCGGCUGCCGUGACAUCCUCGUCGGCAGGCACUUUGAUGCCAUGCCCAACGACGCCAUCGUCUGCAACAUCGGCCACUUCGACAUCGAGAUCGACGUCGCCUGGCUCAAGGCCAACGCCAAGAGCGUCCAGAACAUCAAGCCCCAGGUCGACCGCUACCUGAUGAAUUCCGGCCGCCACAUCAUCCUCCUUGCCGAGGGCCGUCUCGUCAACCUGGGCUGUGCCACGGGUCACUCCUCGUUUGUCAUGUCUUGCUCCUUCACCAACCAGGUCCUUGCCCAGAUCAUGCUCUACAAGAACGAGGACAAGGCCUUCGGCGAGAAGUACGUCGAGUACGCAAAGUCGGGCAAGCUCGAGAAGAAGGUCUAUGUCCUGCCAAAGGUCCUCGACGAGGAGGUUGCCCGCCUGCACCUGGCCCACUGCAACGUCGAGCUCACCGAGCUCACCCCUGUCCAGGCCGAGUACCUCAGCCUCCCCAACGAGGGUCCUUACAAGAGCGACCAGUAA
This is a messenger RNA of Diaporthe amygdali, 1341 nucleotides long. Its product is annotated as denosylhomocysteinase. Gene Ontology annotation, molecular function: adenosylhomocysteinase activity. The record is from RefSeq and is a predicted model, not a curated record. Gene Ontology annotation, biological process: L-methionine cycle. Gene Ontology annotation, cellular component: cytosol. Lineage: Eukaryota; Fungi; Ascomycota; Sordariomycetes; Diaporthales; Diaporthaceae. The transcript has a single exon. The coding region runs from base 1 to 1341 and encodes 446 amino acids.